Molecule: messenger RNA, 2029 nt
Organism: Dipodomys ordii (Ord's kangaroo rat)
Lineage: Eukaryota; Metazoa; Chordata; Mammalia; Rodentia; Heteromyidae
Gene: Rcn1
Product: reticulocalbin 1, EF-hand calcium binding domain
Exons: 6
Coding region: 70-1065 (331 amino acids)
Cellular component (GO): endoplasmic reticulum
Molecular function (GO): calcium ion binding
Source: RefSeq, a predicted model, not a curated record
CGAGCCCCCCCAUUCCGGAGCCACCGCUCGGGUCGGGUCGCUCCGCACCUCCUGCUCCUCCGGACGACGAUGGCCAGCUGUGUCCGUGGCCGCCGCCUGGGGCUCGCCCUGGGGCUGCUGCUGGCCCUGGCGCUGGCUCCGCGGGCGCUGCGGGCCAAGCCCACGGUGCGCAAGGAGCGCGUGGUGCGGCCCGACUCGGAGCUGGGCGAGCGGCCGCCCGAAGACAACCAGAGCUUCCAGUACGAUCACGAGGCCUUCCUGGGCAAGGAGGACUCCAAGACCUUCGAUCAGCUCACCCCGGACGAGAGCAAGGAGAGGCUGGGGAAGAUCGUGGAUCGAAUUGACAGUGAUGGGGAUGGCUUUGUCACUAGUGAGGAGCUGAAAGUUUGGAUCAAACGGGUGCAGAAAAGAUACAUCUAUGAUAACGUCGCUAAAGUCUGGAAGGAUUAUGAUAGGGACAAAGACGACAAAAUUUCCUGGGAAGAAUACAAACAAGCCACCUAUGGCUACUACCUAGGCAAUCCCACUGAGUUCCAAGAUAGUUCCGAUCAUCACACCUUCAAAAAGAUGCUGCCCCGUGAUGAGAGAAGAUUCAAGGCAGCAGACCUUGAUGGAGACCUGAUAAUGACACGAGAGGAGUUCACUGCCUUUCUGCACCCUGAGGAGUUUGAGCAUAUGAAAGAAAUUGUGGUUUUGGAAACCCUGGAGGACAUUGACAAGAACGGGGAUGGGUUUGUGGACCAGGAUGAGUACAUUGCUGACAUGUUUUCCCAUGAGGAGAGUGGCCCUGAGCCAGACUGGGUUUUGUCAGAACGGGAGCAGUUCAAUGACUUCCGGGAUCAGAACAAGGAUGGGAAACUGGACAAGGAUGAGAUCCGACACUGGAUCCUCCCCCAAGAUUAUGACCAUGCGCAGGCAGAAGCCAGGCACCUGGUGUAUGAGUCAGACAAAAACAAGGAUGAGAAGCUAACUAAAGAGGAGAUCUUAGACAACUGGAACAUGUUUGUUGGAAGUCAAGCUACAAAUUACGGGGAGGAUCUCACAAAAAAUCACGAUGAACUUUGAUGGACAUUCAUUAUAAUGAGGCAGACUGUCUAAGGUCUCUUACUGUCUUGGGUGGUUGCUAUUUUCAUCUGAUUUACAGCAAUUGUAUCCCUAAAAAAGCAUUAUACCUCAGAUUGGGGUAAAAAAAUUAUUUUUCACUCCAUAUUUACUGGAAAGUGAUCCUCACUUUUUUUUUCAGUAAGAUUUCUAAAAACACAUUAGAAUCAUAGCAAAUUACAGUUCUCCAUGGGGAUACAUUGCUACAGUAUGACUUCCAAAGAGUUAUUGUUUUUUUUCCCACUAAAUGUAAGUAAAAGGGUAAUGAAACUCAAUAAAGUUCUGCUACUCAGAACUUUGGGGGGGGGCGGUAGCAUAUAGGGUGACUGCUGUGUAUGUGAACUAUCAUAUUUAAAAAAAUAUUUACCACUGUUAAACAGUCAGUGGUAUUUCCUUAGACUUAUUUCAGAGCAAGUCUAAGAUUUUUGAUUCUUUCUUGACCUAUUUUGAACUGUUACUAUAAGUGGUAUACAAGUCUCUGUGCAUUUUUCUGUAGGUGCAUAAUUAAUCCACAUUUUUGUUUGCUGUUUUUAUAAAAAGCAAUCAAAAAAGAUAAUGUGAACAAGGAAGGAAUUUUAGAGGUAGGGAAAUGAUGGAGGUCGGGCAUUUGAAGAAUUAUACCAAUAUGGAGAGACCUUUAAGUAUUUUUGAGAAGAUUUUCUUUACAUGGAAAUGAGGUAGACCUGAUCUUUGAAGUAGUGGCUAGAAAUAUAAUCCAUUUCCUCAGUGAUUCUGAAUUGAAAUGAAGGUGUGAGAUUCUAAGCUAUUCAUCCAGUGAACUCACAUCCUCAGCUCCACCUCAGGACGGCUUACACUAUAGAAGUGGGACAAAGUGAUGUUCUGAGCCUUUGAGUGAAUGAUAAGAAAUGAUCUAUUGGAAACAAUAAAGGAUCAUCUUGAGGAUUUUCUACUGUGUCCUGUUGUGUUU